CAAUAUUGUUGCCAUAAGUAAUAAUGUUGUCUACUACUUGAAUAUUAUCCUACUCGUUUUACCACAUGUUGAAAGGCAUAUUUAUUACUCUUUUACAAGCUAAAAGCUCGAGUGGAGCGAUCUAUGGGCAGCAUGCAGUUUACCAACACGACAAUGGCCGAAUUGUCCGAAUAAGAUAUUUUUUAUUGGCCUAUACCUCAAACCUGCCAUGUCUUUGGUUUUAAAAAUGGCGUAUACAAGCUUUUUGUUUGCCGGUUUAUGCUGUUGAAUGGAUAGUUUUCAAGACCUCCUGUGUACUCAGGCGACACGUAAACGUCGUGAAUAUGAGAAUAAACUACAUGUGUAUGUACAUUAAUCUACACCAUGGAUCCGUGAACAUAUUUUCGUAGCGUUAUGGUGAAUUAGAAUGGUGCCUGUGGUUUGUCAAGCUCUCACGUCGUCAGGUUACUCGUAUGUAACGUAAAUAUCAUCUUGCGGACGUUUUAUAUUUCAGAUAUGACAGCGACGCAAAACAGUAGAUAAUGGAGAGUUCAGAAGAAGAUGCGGGCACCGCAACAAACGCUUCCCGCCGCGAAUCGGCGCGGGAAAAGGAUCUCGGACAGCUUGAGGACGUCAAUGCAACUAGUAGUUUUCAACAAGAUACGUUUGAAACUAGAACUUCGUGUCAAACCCCCGCGAUGUCCGAGGAUAAUUUCGAUGGCGACAGCGUUCCUUCACCUUCGACGCAAGAUGUCAACACAAGUACCGAAGCGAUUUUGGAUAUGAUCGAUGAGAUCGUUGAUGGGCCCGGAGCACCAAAGCGAUUACCAUUGUUAUUGGAUACAGACGCUAAAUGUUUACCUGUGCAUCAAGAAGAUCGAAAUACUAAUACCUUAGUUGUUCAAACCGAAGAAAGCUCAACAGUAUUGGUGACGACGCCAGUAGCUACUGCUGCUAUUGAAGAAACCCAGAGCAGUAGUGUUGAUAGUGCUGUUAUUAGUACAGAGUGUACUGAAAACACUGGAAGUGACAAUUUAACAUUAACAUGUGAAUUACCUAAACCUAAUUCACCUAUUUGCACAGUUGAUACAAUAUCUUCUGUUGACAAUGAAGAGGCAUCUAGUUCAGAAAAGUUGCCCAGUAGCCCCUUGCCAAAUAUUCCUACAAGCAGUGUAAAUAAGACUGAACAAUCUGUAUCAGAUAGUGAAAAUGGACCUUGUGAAAGGACAGUUAAGUGUGUGACAUCCAGUGAUAGUAGGGAUAAAGUUGUGGUUGAAAGUGCGGAAUCGACAUCAAGUGACAUAAGUGCAAGUGAGGAAAAGACUCUUAGUAUAGAACCUGUGACCCGGUCGCCUUUAAGAAGGCGUUUAGUACGACCUGCUCUUAGCCGGCCAGACUCGACUGUGUCGUCCACAGUUGAUUCAAGUAUUAGAACCGAAGAACCUGAACAAUCCAGUGAGUGCAUAACGAAGGAUGUGUCAAGUUCAUCAGAUGCUGUGUCUACUGUACGUGAUAGUGUUAAGUCAGAAGAGAUUAGAAAUGUAAGUGAAAUAAGUAUCUGCAAAGCAGAAACUUCAACGAGUCCUCCUAAAAAAAUUAGACUUAUUAGGCAGAAAAUUAAUCCACAAGUUAAUCAUACAGAUAAUUUAGAAUUUGAUAAGCAAUCAUCUAUUACGGACAGUGGGCAGUGUCAAUCAACAUCAACAGAGAGUGCAACAAACCAAAAAGACAUAACCCCCCUUGAUGUUACAAUAGAAUCAACUCCCACUGUUAAUUUACAAUCAAAUGAAGAUGUUAUUAGCACAGAUUUAUUACAAAAUAUUGAACAAAAAGAGGUUAUCAGUGGAAAUCAAGAAGAUUGUUCUUUGACUGCAAGUUCAUUAGAGGUAUCUGAAAUAUCUAACCAACAAGAAAUAAAAAAAGACAUCGACCAAUCUUCAUUAUCAGCUCCGGUGCCGCCGGAAAGAAAUGAAUCGGAGCCAGUAAUAGAAAGUAGUCCAAAACAAGUUGCAGAUGAAGAAUUAAAAAAUGAAAGCAGCAGUAAUAAUGUCCAUCCACAAAAUGAAGAGCAGCAAAAUACUGAAACAGAGAAAACAGUACCAAAGUUAACUAUAAAAGUUACAAAUAAAUCAUGUGAUGAUCCAAAAUCUCCGAUACCGAAAUUGACAAUAAAGCCACUCAAAGCUACUACGGAACUGGACACUGAGAAUUUAUCAGAUGAAAAAGUUCCAAUUCCAAGUAUAACAAAAUUAAAUAUUAAACCAAUACCGAAACCACCUGAAAAAAUUAAUGAACUACAUCGAAAGUCAAGUAGUAGUGAAAUAUCUGAAUCAGAAUACUCUGAAAAUGACGAUAGUGCAAGUACAUCAGAUCAAGCUUCUGCUUCAGAUCAUGGACCACAAGAUGUUGUUCCACGAGUAACAAUUAAACUCGGAAAGCCAGGUACAGAAACUGAAGGAAAGUUCUACACUGAACCGAACAUUCCAAAACUUACUAUUAAAGGUAUUCAAAAUAGUAAUGAGGAGGGAAGAGAAUCACCUUCAAAAUUAAAAGUUAUCAUAUGUCAAUCAGAAGAAAAUCAAGUGGAAAAAGUACCUAAAUUAACAAUAAAAUCAGUCUCAAUAACAGAUGGUCAACCAUUAAGUCCCAAACUCACAAUUAAAUCACUUAAGCCACCAGAUAGUCUAAAUAGAGAAAAUACAUUAGAAACAUCUGACCCACCUCCAAUACCUAAACUUAAAAUUUCUACAGAUUCUUCUAAUACAGAUCUGAAAGACUUAUCUCAUGUGCCUAAAAUUACUAUAAAACCAUUAACAAAACCUGACAAUGAAAUGCUAUAUAAAACUCCCAAAAAGGCCUUAUCUGAAAAUUUAGAAAAUAUACCUGUAAUAACAAAAUUAAAUAUUAAACCAAUUAUAAAACCUGAAAAUAGUAUAGAUGUAUCUAAUAAAAAUGAAGACAAAGUUCCUGUAGUGUCAAAAAUAAAUAUAAAGCCUAUAGUGAACCCUAAUGAAAUUGAUUUAAGUGAAGAGGAUAUACCCAAAGUAACAAAAUUAAAUAUAAAGCCCAUUAAAAGUCCAGAAGGGAAUUCAUCAAAAGAAACGGGCUGUGAUGAUGUCAAGUCUGAUGAGAAUAUACCCAUUGUGACAAAACUCAAUAUAAAACCUAUUGUAAAACCAUCAGAAGUUGACAUGGCUAAGGAAUCUGAAAAUCAUUCUUCUGAAACAGGAACGUCAAGCGAUGAAAAUAAUGACCAUAUACCAAUAGUAACGAAAAUUAAUAUUAAACCUAUAUGUAAGCCAAAUGACAAAGACGAUGUUUGUGUCCAGAAAGAAGAUAACAUACCUGUAAUUACAAAACUAAAUAUUAAACCCUUAGUUAAACCUGAUUAUCCCCUGCCAUUAUCACCUAAAAAAGAACGUACCAGCAGCCCCGAGCUCAGAAAUCAAAGCAUACCGGUUGUAACAAAAUUAAAUAUUAAGCCUAUAUUGAAACCUGAAGAUAUUAAACAAAAAGUUGAUACAUGUGAUGACACAUCUGUUAAGAAUCCUCCACUGUUGAUGAGAAUAAACCGAAAAACAAGGACUGAUUCUGGUAGUAGUGACACACAAUACCAUAUUAAUAAAAAUGACAAUGAACAUAGUAUAAAUAAUAUUAAUGAACAUAUACCUGCGAUUAGUAAGCUAAAUAUUAAACCAGUAUUAAAUCCUGAAACAGAAUCCUUAACUAAUGUACCUGAGAAAAAAAUUAAUACAAUUCAAAAUGACAGUAAUCAUAGUGAAUAUGAAACGCACAAUCCACCUGCAGCUAUUGUAAACAGUGAUAAAGAAUUGAAAUCAAUUAGCAAUUCUGAAAAUAAAGACAAUAUUGACAGGGUAUUAACACAUUGUAUUGAAGAAAGUAAACAUGAGGAAUGCAUAUCCAAUGAAGUUAAGCCCUCUUCGCCUUUUUCUGGUGAUAUUAUAAAACAGAACACAAAUGUAUCAAAAAAUGUCUCAGAUGAUAAAUGCAUCAAAGACUUAUCAAGUGAAUCACGGCAAACAGUGGUGGGAGGACCAAAAUCACCUAGUAAUCAGAGAGGAAAAUCUAUGUCCAAUAAAAGCAAUUGCACUCUUCUUAAAAAACUUUUAGAAAGUCAUAAAAAUGAUGAUGGUACACAAAAUGUUGAUAGUAAAAUUAAUAUAACAAAUUGCAUAUCUACCAUGUCAAAUGAAGGCUCAAAAUCUUCAAUUAAUGAUACUUGCUCUUCAAAUGAAACAAAUAAAAGUACGGAAUUCAAAUAUAAUAAAAGAGAAUUAAGUCCAAGUACUGAAAAUAUAAAAGAAAUUAUUUCUGGCCCUAACUUAUUAAAAGUUCGUUCUAUGCAAGAUUUAUGUAAAGAAAUGAAUGAAAGUGUGACAAAGCCAUUGGAAAUUAACAUAUCAGAUAAAAUUAAUCAAAGCUCUGAUCAAGACUCUCCAAGGAUUAUAUUGAAAAUAAAUAAGACUGAUCAUGGUGCUUCUGCAAAAAUUAUCACUGAGGAAAUGCUUAAGAGUGAUAAUAAAAAUGCUGGUAUAUCCGACAGUAUGGUUAACAAGAGGAGAUCUAUGUUGAAUAGUAGAAAAAAACCCGAAACAGAGUCACCAAAUGUAGUUGUAGGUAAAAGAUUAAGGAGUUCAAGGGUUGUACAAAGUCCAGAAAAAUCCCCUUUUAAUAAACGCAGCAUUGGAAAAAGGUCUUCAAAUACAGAGACUCUCCCAAGUCCAGCCUCACCAAAAGAAUCUGAAUUAUCAAUGCUUGACACAAAGAGACUAAAAUUAGGUCAAUUAUUGUCAAAUAAAUCAUUAUCAAUUACACCUGUAGUGGCCAAAUCAGGACAGGUUUCACCUCCUACAAAUUCUUUAGAAAUGAAGCAGUCCAAGAUAGUAAAUCAUUCACUCCUUAAUAAUGAAAAUUGUUCCAAGAAUGGUAGCUCAAAGUUACACAAUAUUUUAUCUAAUUUACAAUCCAAACAACUAAAAGUGAUGCCCCUGAAUGACCUACAUCAUUCAGAAAGAAAGCAAAGUGUUAGUCCAGAACUUAAAUCUGGUACUUCAUUAGAUGGUAAUCCGAAUGUUAGAGUUGAAAUAUCACCCGUAGAACAAAACUGCUCUGAGAUGAGGGAAACUAUAUUUCAUGAGAAUGUUGAAUCUCGAGAUUUUAAUAUAACUCCAGAUCCAUUAUCCCAAGAUCCACUUGAAGUAGGAAACCUUAAACCAGCCACAGAUUUUACAAAUACAGAUCAAAAUGUUCCAAAAAUUGUUGAAAUGACACCUCAGCCGAAGAAACGGGGGCGUCCCAGAAAGUUACCGGUUUCUGAAGGGGCUAAACCUAUCACACUACCUACACCCGCACUUGAGGAAAGACCACAAAGAUCUUUGAGACUAUCAAGAGAUAGACCAGUAAUAUUAGUAAAACCCCGUGGAAGGGGGCGUGGACGUGGACGUCGCGUAGAUCCCGACUCCAAUCUCGCUCCUGAAGCAGAGCCGAUCGUCGAAACCGCAAAUAAAUUUUUUGUUUCCGAACAAAAACCUGAAGAAAUAGAUCCGACAAGCUCUAGAAUAAAGUUACCGCGUAUGACGGAGGCUUUGGAUAAAAUGCCUUCCACGUGUUUAACACCACUGUCGAGUAGAAGACGAAAUUCUUCUACUAGUGAUAUACAGUUUUUCAGUGGUGAAACUCCAGAAUUGAAAGUUGUAUUGGAAACUACACUUCCAAGAAUGGAGAAUCCUUUUGCCAAAUCUCCUGAGGUCAUAAGUGAAUUUCGCGGUCGCGGCCGAGGGGGGAGGGGCAGUAGAGGGGGUAGAGGCAGGGCGUCGCCUCGAACGCCGCGGGGAAGGGGCCGGGGGCGGGGAGGAGGCAGGGGCGCUAUGUAUAUGAAGGAAACAAUGGGAAUUUAUGGAAGAGUAUGCGGCCCUGCGACAACAACAGUGCAAUUGUUUGAAGAAGAGACUUGCAUGAUGGAUGAUAAUGCUACCCCUGCUAAACCCUCACAUUUACUUGAUGAAGAUUCACAGAGUUCUGUAAAAAGUUCAACAAAUGAAAGUAGUAAAAUGAAAAAAUCUAAAUUUGCAGACCUUUUUGACAGUAAUAAAGUAUGGUCAGCAGAAGAUGUUAAAGAGUACACUUGGCCUCCACCUGAACAAACAGAUGCUGAUCAUCAGGUUAUGAUGAUACAAGAGCAAGUCGCGAUGUUUUUGGGCGUGAAGAGUUUCAAGCGACGGUAUCCAGAAUUAAAGAGGCGAACAAUCACUGGCCAGGAGAGAGACUACGUGCUUCGUCAGGGUCUAGUCAGUGAGGCUCUAUGUGAUUUAGGUAUAACAGCUGUAGAUGCAAGUGAAGUCCUAGACAUUAUGCUAUCGGACUACCCUCAUAAAUACGAAGAGUACAGAUCGUAUCAACGGGAAAAACAGCUCGCGGAGCCCACUCCGGAGCCUGUAGAAGUGAAAGCAGAAGUCAAGGAUAGAAUUGAGAUGAAGGCUGAUACUAAAUCAUUAGACAGCAAACCGGAUCUACCGAAAAUCGAUCCGGAAAAAACAAGACAGGACAUGGCGGCGGCGGCGAUAGCGUCGGCGAGCGAGUGGAACGCGCGCAUGAACGCGCUGCGACGGCCCGCGUGCGUGGACCUGCAGUCGCUGACGGUGCAGCGGCGGCGCGCGGCCCCGCCCGCCAACCCGCCCGUGCGCGUCGAGCCGCCGCACGGCUUCUACCCGCACGCGCUGCUGCCGGGCCAGUACCAGCACACCUACCGGCUCUACACCUCGGAGCAGCUGCAAUACUUCCCACUGAACACGGCGGUGCGCGCACCGGCAGCGGCGCCGUCGCCCGCGCCCUCCUCCUCUGAGUCGGAGCCCGACUGGGCCUCCUCCUCCGACGACAGCGAGGACACGCAUCGACAUCAAAAGCGCAAGAAGCUGAGCAAGGUGAAGCGCAGCAGCGACGCGGAGGCGGGCGGCGGCGCGGAGGAGGGCGAGGCGGACACGUGCCGCGCGUGCAAGCUGCGCAUCGAGGCCAACCGCCGCACCACGCACGAGCGCUUCCUCGUCUGCGCCAACUGCAACGCGAAGCUGCACCCGUCGUGCGUGGAGCUGAGCGCGGACACGAUCCGCAAGUGCCGCGAGUACGCGUGGCAGUGCGCCGAGUGCAAGACGUGCUGCGCGUGCGCGCGCCCCGCCGACGACGACAAGAUGCUCUUCUGCGACCUGUGCGACCGCGGCUUCCACAUCUACUGCGUCGGCCUCGACCGCGUGCCCGACGGGCGCUGGCACUGCGUGGAGUGCGCGGUGUGCAAGUCGUGCGGCGCGCGCUCGCCGAGCGGCCCCGGCGGGCCCGCGGGCCCCGGCCAGGGCUCCGUGACCGCGCGGGGCCCCGGCAGCCCGCACUGGCACCACCAGACGCGCCGCGGGCCCGGCGGCCACAAGCUCUACUCGCACUCGCUGUGCGAGCCGUGCGCCAGGGCGUACCGCAUCGGUCGCUACUGCCCGCUGUGCGAGCGCUCCUUCAUCGGGCCCAAGGGGACCAUGCAGCUCGUCAUUUGUAAGCUCUGCGAUAGGCAACUGCAUCAAGAUUGCGUUAGGCAGACGGGGGCGAGCCUCCACGUGCUGGACUACACGUGCGGCGAGUGCCGGCGCGGCGGCAUCACGUCGCGCGCCGCCGCCGUGCGCCUGGCGCCGCGCACCAUCGCCACGCUGUUCAUGGCCAAGCGCCGCUUCAACAAGUACGCGCACCGCCAGUACAUGCAGAAGUGCAUGCAGGGCGCGCGCGCCGCCGGCCCGCCGGGGCCCCGCGCGCCGCCCGGGCCCCGCGCGCUCGCGCCGGGGGCCCCCGACGAGGACGACGCGUCGGACAACGCCGACGACGCCAGCGACCCGCUCGACGGCGCCGACCCACUCUCCCUGUAAUAUAUCUAGAUGUCGUAGGUCUAUAUCUUAUUCGCUUCGGUACGGUUGUAAGGUAAACUGUUGCAUAAAUCUGAUUAAUAUAACUUUUUAACCGUAGGCUAUGUAAGUGUAUCGAAUAGUGAUGAGGUACGGAUCGCGCGAGGGACGCCAGGUCCCCCGCGGUACAGACGGUUCAUCGUAACUUGAUAAUGUGGUUAAAUAGAUGUAGUGAAAAGGUCACUAACGUAUAUGUACAGUAAUUUAAUACUAACUUCACUAUAUGGGUAGCUGGGCAAUCAUACUAUUUUUAAUAUUAAUAGUUUUUUAAUGUUUGCUGCGAGACAGAUCAUGUAUGCGUCCUCGUGCGUCAUUUAUCUUAAUGGAUCGUAGGGUACGAGAGAUUGAAUAGUGUGCUGUUAUUUUGUUAUGAUAUCGAUGUCGAACCGAAUAUAUGUGUAACAGUUACUUGAGACGUGUUUAUAGAAUAUUCUCCGCAAACGAAAACUAAAUGUAUAUUGUAAAAUCUGCCUUUUUAUGCAUUUCUUAUGCGACGUUUUGAAAAUUGGUUACAAUAGAAACGAUUCACAAGACAGUGCGUAUUUUGUUUACGAGAUAGGUUAUUCAUAGAGUAUUUUUUUUAGUUCUUCAUUGUAAGGUAUUUAUUUUAGUUAUACUUUAUGUGGAUACAUCUGUAUACAAUCUUAUAGCCGAUUUUAUAUUACAUGUAAUUUAUUGGAGAAUCGAAAAUAAGUUUGGCCUCUAUAUUUAGAUACUGUGAUGUCUUUACUGAAUUUAAUUUUAAUCGAUUUAUCGAAAUUGAUCCCACUCAUAGUACUCAAUUUUAUUAUUGUUAAGGACACUGUUGGUUAUACAAUAUAUAGAAUAUAAUAUUGUGUUUUUAUUUUUCGUUUAGUUUAGUUCUUUCUUUUUGUAAAUCAAGGCUUUUUUCAGUGACAAUUUUUUUUAUUUACUUGCGUAAGAUGAAGUGCUGACUGGUUAAGAAAGGCCCCAUUUUUGAUAAUUUUUACACUAAUUAUAAUAUAUUAUUAUUUUGAUUAUAUUGUAUACAGCAUUAUAGCGAACCUCUACGUUUGAGUAUAUCCUAUAUUAAUCGAAUACCAUUUAGUUUAUUAGUGAGCACUUUGUCUUAAUUUCAAAGUACAAAACAUAGGCUACCUUAUUUAACCUCGCCCUGACGGAUUCACCGUAUUAAAUAUAUAGAUAUAAAGUUGAAAACGUUAUUUAUCAGAUUAUAUUAUUUUGAAAGUAUUUAUAUUCGUAUAGUGGGCGGAUGUUCAGGGCGGAGCUCAUCAUUCAAGACUACUCAAUUGUUUUAUCGCACUGGUCGCAGUAUACGUAAGGUUUUUCAAUGUUUUCUGUACUUAUAACCUUGUUAAGCUAUCUUUUAACCACUGCUGCGUGCAAUUCUCCCCAAUGUAUAAUACAUUGUAUUAGAUUUAUAGAUCAGGUAAACACUAAUACUGUCUAAGUGUAAUUGUAUCAUGUUUAGUUAUAGUUGCUUUCGUUAUUAUUAAUCAUAAUUUAGUGACAAAUAAGAAUUAUGUCCACAAAUUAUUUCAUUAAAUCAUGUAUCUUUUAUAUGAUACGAACGGGCCGGGUUGAAAGCCCGCCAGGAUUUGUAUUGAUUUAUCGACACAGGUGAAUUAAGACUUACUUGUAAGAGAAAUAAUUAAAACUUUAUGUCUACUUAAUGCAAGUGUAAACGUUCUAGAAAUCUCGCACUGUUCGGUCAAUUUUGUAAAAAAAUAAAGUAAAUUUAAUUUGAAA
Molecule: messenger RNA, 9665 nt
Organism: Zerene cesonia (dogface butterfly)
Lineage: Eukaryota; Metazoa; Arthropoda; Insecta; Lepidoptera; Pieridae
Gene: e(y)3
Product: microtubule-associated protein futsch
Exons: 14
Coding region: 522-7898 (2458 amino acids)
Source: RefSeq, a predicted model, not a curated record